Dicentrarchus labrax (European seabass) is the source of this 9612-nucleotide messenger RNA. It is a transcript of the gene pard3bb, whose product is annotated as par-3 family cell polarity regulator beta b. Gene Ontology annotation, molecular function: protein binding; phosphatidylinositol binding. Gene Ontology annotation, cellular component: cell cortex; apical plasma membrane; apical junction complex. NCBI's taxonomy places the organism in Eukaryota, Metazoa, Chordata, Actinopteri, Moronidae. Bases 1074 to 4697 code for a protein of 1207 amino acids. The transcript has 26 exons. The record is from RefSeq and is a predicted model, not a curated record. Gene Ontology annotation, biological process: cell adhesion; intracellular protein localization; establishment of centrosome localization.
GUGGAGGAGCUGGUCAGGAACUGGUCAGGAGCGGACGGCAGUGAAGGAAUCUCAAAAAAAAAAAAAAAAACUUUUCCAACACACAUCGCCCUGCUCCUUUUUUCUUUUUCUUUUUUUAAUACUAUUUUAAGUCUCCUUCGGCUCGUCUACGAAUGUGCAAAUAGCUACGCUGCCUUGCCGUGUGUGUCGGUGAUGAAAUGGAUGCUACAGCCCGCUUGGAAGAAGGAAACUUGCGAGAGGAAAAACUUCUGGGAUGAUGCCCGAGCCGACUGCAUCCCUCCCUCCAAAGUUCAGCUAAGGUGGCUAACAUUAGCUAGCAGCGCAGGACUCAGCAGCGCUCGCUAACUCCGGAGUGAAACAAACUUUAUCCCCCCCCCUCCCCUCCCUCCUCUCCCUCCCUCCCGUUCAUCUACCAUAACAAGUAGUAACAAAGCACCCUCGGGGUAGCGAAGACGAUGAAGAUAUCUCACGCUUGUGGCAACGCGUCCAUCAUUGGCGUGUUAUGUGUUUAGCUCGACUCCAGGUUACAGUUUCAGGCUAAUGGUCUCUGUAGCCAAGUGGGAGCUCCGCUAUUGUGUCGUGAGAAGUUCACCAGAGAGUUUGUGUUGACUCUCACUGAGGCAUGACACACAACUUACAUUGUCGUUUACAAGAAAGCACGGAACUCCCAUUGUGAAAAAGACUGCUGUGAAGUUUAUACGUGGACCAACUUGAUUAGUUUCGACACCCUUUGAAUGCUACGUGGAGAGAUGAGGGGAAAAAAAGGGGGAAGUGAUUAACUUUGGUGACCAUAGCAUGAGCAAAGUAAUGCCGGAGCUGGAUGUACUCACUCAUAUCAUUAUUAUCACAUUUGAUAGUUUUAAUAAGGAGCUCUGUGGACUGGACCACUUUGACAAGCUGUGCUUUUGAUCCACUUCUCUCACCUUUGUUGUUGUUGUUGUUGUUGUUGUUAUAUCUGUUUGGACACAUCUCUGCCUGUUUAUCAAGGCUUUCUGGUGGUCAUUGGGUUGUUUUUAAAGCUUCAUCAUUACCAUUGUUCAUCAUCACCCACACUCUUGGAUGAGAGUGCUAUAAUGAAGGUGACUGUGACAUUUGGGCAGACAGGUGUGGUGGUGCCCUGCAAGGAUGGGUGGACUGUCAGGGACCUCAUCCAGCAAGCCACGCAGAGAUACAGAAAACUCCUGGAACAGGAAGGAGAUUUCCUGGUUCGUACUCACCAUGUUGAAUACUGUGACGGGGGGAUUCUGGACCCAGAUGACAUACUCAGUGAUCUGGUAGAAGACAAGGACAAGCUGAUGGCGGUGUAUGAGGAACAGGAAGCCCAGCAGAGGGGCCUGGCUAACACAAGCCUUGCCCCAAGCCCAGACCUCUACCAGUCUGAGCUCUCUGUCUUCCAGCCAAUCACAGGAGGCGAAAUUGAAGUCAAUUCCUCAACCCUCAAGUCUAACACCCCCCUGUUGGUGAGAAGCAGCAGUGACUCAGCCCUCGGCCCCCAACCGACAGAGACUGAACCCUCACUCAAUGAGGACACUGCCGUGAUGGCAGCCAGUCCCGCUGUGGAGAGGCCAGCAGGGGUAGAUCGACCCCAAGGCAAACACACCUUCAAUGGCAGUCUGACUAGAACAGUGGAGAUCCUGGGAGAGGACAGUCCUCUGGGAAUCCAUGUGGUUCCUUACUGCUCAUCACUCAGUGGACGGUCUCUUGGUCUGUACAUUCGUGGAGUGGAGGAGGAGAGUCGCUCAAGAAAAGAGGGCUUGUUCGAAGAGGACGAGUGCAUCGUCAGGAUCAACAGCACCGACCUCAUGGACAAGACAUUUAGCCAAGCCCAGGAAGUGUUCCGUCAGGCAAUGCGUUCCCAAGUUGUCCGUUUGGAAGUAGUUCCCUCCUCCAGCAGAGAACACUACGAGAAGAAUCUGAUUGGUCAGCUGUUUGGCAACGGCGCCGGUCCUGACAGCAGCCACCGCAUCUCCAAGACCAAAGAGCCACCUCCACCUGUCAAAGCCAAACCUGUGUUUAAGCCCUCUGAGAAGCCAACCACGCGAUUGGCAGAGGAGGCUGCCACUAUGGAAGCUGCUGUUAGUACACCCAAGGGGAGGAGUGAGAGCCCCCUCCUUAAGAAAAGUCCUGCCCUCUCCAGCUUGGUGGCCAAUAAGAGAGGAGGACGAAGACUGAGGAUCGAUCUAAAGAAAGGUUCAGAAGGUCUUGGUUUUACUGUGGUAACCAGAGAUUCUUCAGUCCACGGUCCUGGUCCCAUUCUUGUCAAAAACAUUUUGCCACGUGGAGCCGCUGUCAAAGAUGGACGCCUGCAGUCUGGAGACCGCAUACUUGAGGUCAACGGUGUGGAUAUCACAGGUGUGGGCCAAGAAGAGUUGGUGUGUAUGCUACGCAGCACUCGGCAGGGAGAGAGCGUGUGUCUUGUGGUUCUACGGCAGGAAGACAUGUUCCUGCCCCGAGAGAUGAAGGACGAGGUGUCCCGUGUGCCGGUCUUUGUUUCUGAGAAUGGGAAGGAACAGCUUAUGUUUGAGGUACCGCUUAAUGACAGCGGCUCGGCAGGGCUCGGCAUCAGCCUCAAAGGAAACAAGUCCAGGGAGACUGGAGAGGACCUGGGAAUCUUUAUCAAAUCCAUUAUACAUGGAGGGGCUGCAUACAAGGAUGGGCGCCUGCGUGUCAAUGACCAGCUGGUAGCAGUGAACGGAGAGUCCUUGCGGGGAUGCUCCAAUCAUGUCGCCAUGGAGACGCUCCGCCGCUCUAUGUCACAUGAGGGAAACUUAAGAGGGAUGAUCCAACUAGUGGUGCUAAGGGUUUUGAAGGACCAACACGGGGUGUCACCCAAUCGCUCAUUUGACAGCUCCUCUGGCCUGUCAGGACUGGGGAACCCAGUGAACGGGCAGACGGGAUUGAUCAGCCAGACUAACGGCCCCAUUCACCCUCCCAUGGUGAACAACAAUCUCUAUGCAUUUAAUGUGACCAAUGGUAGUUAUUCUCACAUGGAUGAAGAAGAGGACGGGGAGCUGUAUGGACAUGAAACAGAGUUCAGUAACUCUACCCAACACUCCUAUCUACAGGAAAGGGAAAACUCUCACACCUCUAGCCCAGCUCAGCCCCAGGCUCCUACCCAGGGCCAGAACCAGCGGCAGUUCCAGCAUGUUAAAGCCUCCAAGAGCAUGGACCUUGGUACGACUCAGAACCAGCAGCCCACUGUGGCAGAUGAGAGCAACGUCGGAUCCGUUGGAAACACUGCGGCUCCAUCAACUCCCAUAGAACUCGGACCUACCCUCGGCUUGAAGAAAUCCAGUUCGUUGGAGAGUCUCCAGACGGCCAUGUCAGAGGUUAACAGAAAAAACGAAUUCCUCCCAUUCCACCGUCCUCGGCAAAAUAUGGUCAGGGGAAGAGGCUGCAACGAGAGCUUCAGAGCAGCCAUUGAUAAAUCCUAUGAUGGGCCACCUGAAGAUGAUGAUGAUGAUGGUUCGGAGCCGAGUUCAGGCCGGGACACCCCUGCCAGUAGUUCAUCCCGCCAGGGAGUUGGGGAUCGGAUAGAGGAGAAAGGCAAAAAAGAAAAGAAAAAGAAAGCGAAAACAAAGAAGAAGGAAAAGAACAAGGGGAAGGGAAAAGAGAAAAAGAAAGCAGAGGAGCCUGAGGAGACGGAGAAGAAAAGCAAGAAAAUAGGCUUUGGCCUGCUGAGAUUCGGGAAGAAAAAAGAGGAGAAGAAGGAGGCGAAAGCAGCUCAGCAGCGACAGAAGUCAGACAUUCUGAGUGAUCAUGAGCUCGAGAGGAUGAAAGAUGAGAGGGAAAGAAUCGAAGCCGGGCACCCUGAGCUGCGAGAGCACCGGCCCAGAGACCAGCAAUUAGGCAGCGGCGGGUCGGCAUAUCCAGAUGUCGAGGAUGACGACGCGGACCCCAACUAUGCCCGAAUACAAUCCUUCAGGGACCGAAAUAUGUGUCCAAUGCCACAGCCACUGUCUCAGUCACCCCCGUACAGCACAAUUCAGCACACCCAUGCCCGCACCCCUUCCCCCCAAGGCCCUUCUGCCUUUCCAGGCCAUGGAAUACAUGGUAACGACCCUGUAGCCAUGCCUGAUGAUGACCCCCUUGAUAGGCUGUAUGCCAAGGUCAACAAACCAAGGGGAGCUGGGACAACAUCUCCUCCUGUCUCUGCUAAUGCCAAUGAUAGUGUGGACAGGAUCCAGCAGCUAAGAAGAGAAUACCAGCAGGCAAGGAGAGAAGGCAUGGUGCCGCCUUAUGAAGAACUGGACCCACGACGCAGAGGACAUGAAAACGAUGUACACAGGAUGCCAGGCAGAGGGACAGAUCAUCGGUUGGCACCACGUUAUGAAGAGGUGGAACGUCAGUAUGCCUCCUUACCAAGACGAGGUCCGUUGGAUCCAGCUGACUACCCCAUGCAGCCCUGGUCAGGUCAUUACCCCGGACCUCCCCAGGCCCCACAGGGGUACCCUCAGUCCCCGUCCUACCCUCACCCCAACUCCCAGACUGGCCCGUCUUACUCCAGCUACCCACCUGGUCAGCCAUAUGCACGGCCAGGUGACCCUCGGGGCGUUGACCCUGGGUACUUCCCCCACCCAAGCUCCCAGCAGAGAGGCCCCUUGCGCCAGGAUGUGCCCCCAUCUCCCACCCCUCCACUACGUGGACUACGGUACGAUACUAUGACGCGUGGAACUGGGGGUGGAGCUUACAGGUAGGACCGAUUUGUGGAUGAAGAUAAUCCAGGCACCUGGUGGAUCCCAGUUCAGACCGUUAUGGCUAUACUGGGGAGGGAGGAAGACAGCAACAGCAACACCAAACCAACUCAAGACAGAAGAAUGCAAUGACUGCAGCUGUGUAGACAAAUCAGGUCCAGAGAUGAAAAUGAGCAGAAUGUUAACUGCUUUGUGUUGUGCAGCUCUUCUGCUUUCAGUACUCCAAUGAAAGAGUUGAAACCUCUUAAUGGUGUGAUUUGAAUUACCAUCAUUAUCGAGCAUUGUCUACGCUGUUUGAAGUAUAUGGUAAUACACAGACAAGCAAGGUAAAGGAGGUUAAUUAUAGAGUGGCCUGCGUGAUGCAUAAUGUCUUGUUGUUUGAAGUCAUUUAAAUUGCUUUGAGUCUUCCCGGAGUAUAAAAUUAGCAGGGUUUUUACUUUUCACUAUACUCUGAUUAAGUCGUCUCUUUUAAGAAUCAGACCAAGCCACAAAGGUAAUUGGAUCCAUUUAAAUUAAGGCAAUAACGACAUACAUACAGCUCUACACACGUUCAUAUUGUACCUGGUGGUUUCACCGCUGCCACUCCACGAACAAGACAAAAAAUAAAAUACUCUAUGUAACAUGUAAUGACACUUUUUAGUGUUAGUAUUUUUGUGCGAUAAAGACAAUUUAAAGACAGGGAAGCGUCUGAGACUUUAGCUGUUUACAAUAAUAUGAUUGAAAGGUUUGUAUUCAACCUGUACGAAUAGCAACAAAUUAGUCUGAAGAUAUAAUUCUUUGCUUUGUUAGUAACGGCUGCUGAAUCAAAAAAAUCGUCAGAACUCUACAGGUACAAGACAGUAUAUGCAUCUAUGACAAUAAACACACAGCAUUUAAAAUAUGGUUGACAGUUACAGUUAUGUUAUUAAAAGAAGUGCAUUAUGAGUCCUAUUGUUUCAAAUUGCCUAACAGGGAGUACGCCACUAUACCAAUCUUUAUGAAAAUAUAGAUUUUGUACUCAUGCCUAGUCUGAUCUCUCACUACAGUAUUUCUUUCUCCGUGAAUUAUGGACACAUUUGAAUAAUUGAAGUGCACUAAGGCACAGUAGAGCACUGUAUGAAUUGUCUUUAUGUGUAAUAAUGUGUUUUUAAUAAGGCUAUGAUUGCCUUUCAUUUUUAUCGAAAAUAUUUCUCUCAGUAGAGUUUAAAUAAUUUCUUUGUCCAAGGUAUAAUGCAAGUCUGAAAUCACUCUUGGCUGUUAGUUUACGGAACUUAUUAAUGACCCUGUUCCUGCUUUAAAAUGACAACAUGUCAAAUUAGAUUGUAGAAGUACUGAAUCUCAAAUCUAUAUUCAUUUAUAUUAAUUUCAGGACAUGUUACUACUAUUGGACUGUUUCUCUUUGAAUAGUUAACUUUAUUUAAAACGACCUCCACUUGAAUGUAUGAAAGCUCCUUGGAUCAUCUGUACGUAAUCCAUGGAGUCAGCCUGUGUUUGUUGAAUCAUUCCAGCAUGAUAUUUCACUCACUUCUUGGUUUUCUAUCAGCCUUGAAAUUAAGAGAUAAUACAUUGCUUUAAAUAAGGAGGUUUUUUUUUUUUUUUUAAACUUCCACCAAAAUGCCAAUAUCAACCUACAAACGUUGACAUUCUGGAAGAAGCUUCGUUAAGAACAAGAUGACCAUUUUGUAAAAAUACUGAAACGUCAGUUGCGGUAAUACACACACCAAAGCAAGAUGAUUCCAGCACUUCAUUUUACACUGUUACAGCUUUUUACUGCUGCCUUCACGUCCACUUGGAGUAACUCCAAGUUUUUGGGCAGUAUGUGUUUUUUUAAACAUCUACUCUUUCAUGUAAUAUGUCAAACCAUUACAAUGGCCUAUUUUGUACUAGUACUCGUACUAAUGUCAUUGUUGUUUUGAGUUGUUUAAGCCUCGCAGAUAUCCAGACUGCAGGUAAACCAGGCAGAAAAGACAUUUCAGGUCUUUAACUGAUGAGUUGCAGAGCUCAUUUUCACUCUGUAUUACUUAGCAGCCUCUUUUUCUCCGUGCUGUCUGUGUAUGCCAUGUACUGUAAUUCGGAUGUGAUGGAUGUUCAUGGCACAUCUCUGUGACCUGAUGGUGUGGGCGUCACUGUGUAGUGAAGUGCACACAAGUCCUGUUGAAACAUGAAUUGAGCUUCAGAGUGCUCUUCUCAGUGCUGCACCACAGUGUAUAUCCAUUUAGCCACUCACUAAACCGUCAAUUAAGUGUAACUAAGAGUUAGGGUCUAGCUUAACAUUUCUGCGUUUCACUCCACAAAGCUCUGCAGUAUUAAUUUCAACGGAGAUUAAAUAUAAAAUAUGACAUUUCAGGAUUAGGUGAAUUGCAUUUCUGUUAGGGGAUGAAAUUACACUAAAGUGAAUGUUGAGAGUAAUUUAACUAAAACCCAUGGAAAAAAAUGUACAGUAGAUUUUGUCUCAAAUCCAUCUUAUUUGUUUGUUUAACAAAUCUGAAUAUUGAUUGAAAAGAGGGAAGUAGGCGGGCAGGCAGAAGGGUGUGUUAAAAGAAUUCAAAAGGACGAAAGGAAAAGAAGAGAGGGAUAGAUAGACAAUCAAGGAUGGAGUAAUGAAGAAAAGGGACGUAAAGAGGGAAGAGUGUGUAUUGAUAAAGAGGGAUUAAAUAAAUAAUAGACUGAACGUACGGAUGGAUGGAGGUGGAAGAAGUGCUAAGAACAGAUGCAGUGCAAUGACCCCAAUGCCUUUGUUUGUUUGAUGGUUCGAUUCAGAGAGUUUUCAAAGAACAAGAAAAGAGAGAAAAGAAUGAAAGUUCAUAAAAAAUCUGGGCGGCAGUUGAUCUGCAGUAGGAGGAGGGUCACAGGAGUGGGCUUGUAUUGACUGAAUGUAAUGACUUUGGGAAUAUUACAAAUAUUUGUCUUUUUCAUGCUAUUAUCACUUUUCAGCACCAGUAUGGAAAUCAAACUUCCAAACAAAACUGUCAAAGUAUUACUGAAGAACACCAAUGAAGCACAUUUUUAGGAGACUGUUAACUCAUCUGUCAAGUAUAAAGAAUCGACAUCAAAUUGAUUCACGUCCCUUUAGAUCAUUUUCUCAGUGAUAACGCUGUAGUCAGCCUCCACAGUGGUGAAUAGUGUGCCUAGCAUUACCUCAAAUGUGACAAAAACUCACAGUUGGUCAAAUAAUAAAUGGUAAAUUGGGAUUGGAGGGGAAAACAGUACAACUUAUAUGCAAUAUGAUCAGAAAAUAUUGUUUUAAAAUCCCAGGUAGGGCUGUCCUGGAUACCAUAUUUGAGGUUCAAAGCAAAUAUUUGAAGCUCUGGGAUCAGUCAUGGGAUGAGUCCUUCUCCUGCACUCACUACCCACUAUAUUUCAGGUGCGAGAGGGCAGCUCCAGAGUUCAUACAGUAUGAGAAAAAUUUGCGCUCUGAGGGGGUUGAUGAGGCAGGGACCCAAAGCAAGCACAUCACUACAGUUGCCAGAGCCUCAGAUAACAGUUUGCAUUUCGCCUCAGGUCCAGUGUGUAACAUUUAGGAGGCUCUAUUGGCAGUAAUGGAAUAUCAUUUUGAUAGGUAUUAGUAUUUUCAGGUGUAUAAUCGCCUGAAAAUAAGAAUCAUUGUGUCUUUGUUACCUUAGAAUAAGCUAUAUCUAUCUACGCAUGCCAUGGGGCGACUUCCAUGAAGUACGCCAUGUUGAAUCUCCAUGUUUCUACAGGAGCCCAGAAGGGACAAACCAAACACUGAUUCUAAAUAUGGUUGUUCGCUUUUUUUGUGCGUUUUGCAGCCACUGUAGUUUGGGUGAAGCAAUAAAAUUGAGAUCUGCAACUGCACCAUCUAGAUGCCAUUAAAUCCUACACACUGGACUUUUAAAGGAAAAGGAUCAGGUUUCUACCCAUCGUAUUUUUGAAGCUUCGUAGCAUUCGGAGUCAGCCCUACUCUCAGGACCUUCUGGGUGGACAGUGUGAAUGUGAAGCCAGUAUACAAAAACAAAAAUAUUCGUAUUCUUUUCUAAAAGGUUGGUUUUAUCACUUUGGAUAAUCAUAGUUCCCUGAGUACAGUAUGUUAAAGAGUGCACAUGGAGCGCCAGAGAAAAUGAUCUAUUGUGGUCGCAUGGACAAUUUUUACAUUCCAAAAAACAUAUUACAUUUAUUAUACUAUUAUUAUACUACUACUUUAAGACAGAAUGAGCAGAAUUCAAAGAUGGAAGAUGUCUUCUUGACUGUAUCUGAAUGCUGCGUCAGUGUCUGGUGAAGCUUUGCUGAGCUACAGUAUAUUGAGAUGUGAACAUUACAUGAAGGUGUAUUAUUGUUACUCCUCUGACACAAGUACACAAUUCACAUGUAUGUAACUCUUCACAAGCAUUUAUUUUUUAUGUAUUUCUUGUUAAUGAUAGUCUGUGUUGUUGGUUCGGUAUACCGGAGCCACAGAGUGUUUGGUUGCCGUUACCAUGCUACUGUAAGAAAGAGAUGCAAACUGAGUGCAUAUUUGGUUUGAUAUAUGCAAUUUACGUUAAAUAAAUUGAGUGUAGUUGCAAUAAUAAGCAAUUUGCUCAACUUGCUUCUUCAAAAAUUGACAAGAAAAAAACAAAAAGACAUUUAAGGCACUUUGCAUAGCAUGGUUAAGGUUAACACGUCAAACAUUCUGUAAGGCUCUUUGGUUUCUGGCAGUACGGUAUGAGUUGCACAAGGUGAAGGUACUAACCAGAGUCUUCUAUAUGAAGAGUUCUGGUACUCCUGGUUCUCUCUUUCCAGAGACCAAUACAGUAUAUGAAGGAGCCAACUAAACAACCUCUCUGUCUUAGAAGUAUAGCUUCUUUUUUAUAUUAAACUGCUUGUAUCCAAAAACAAGUCUCAUUUUAUAAUGAUGUAACAAUAACAAUGAUUGUUUUCCUACAUUUUAUAUUUAUGUAUAUAACAUUGUUUUUUGCAUUAAAAUAUUCAUUUUAAAACAGGA